AUGACGGUUCGAACAGCAAUCCAGGCCGACCUUCCGGCAAUUCAAGUCAUCAUAACAAAGGCCUUGCCGGCAGAUUACCAAUGGAAAUACUGCUUCCCUGCCCGCUCCUCUGUCAAGCACGAUUCUGGCAUGUACGUCCAGCGCGCCCUGGAGCAGACUCUGGCGCCUGGUAACACCGACUGGCUCGUCUGCGUGACGGAAGACCCUGGCAGUCGCAAGCCCGUGGGCGUUGCCGUCUGGAGCUGGACCGAUGCCAGAAUACAAGAGCACGUUGACGAUAACGCCGCCUCCCAAGGAUUGACAGUGGCGGGGGAGGCCCUCGGGGGAGCUGGAGGUAUUGUUGUAGACGGAGGGCCGACUGGGACCAACACCAGCAACGUGGAAAAUCCUCGUAUCAUUGCGCUCAGCAACGCUGUUGCCGCCUGCCGAGAGCGUCAGCUCACCCGCUUCGGCCAGCAGCUGCACCUCCAUGUCGUUGCUAUUCACCCGGAGUACCAGCGCCUGGGCUAUGCGAAGCUUCUCUGCCAGCAUGGAAUGCACUUGGCCGGGGAAAAGGGAUUAGCUGUAUCGGCGGUGACGAGUUCGUCGGGCUACAUUUUCUUCUCUGGCCUGGGCUUCGCCGACUGUGGUCACGUCGUUGUGCAAGUUCCCGGCGAGAAGGAGGAGAUUGGUCUCAAGGCUAUGGUUCUUCCUGCGCCGCAGCAGGAGAAAAGAAGAGGAUCUUUUCUUGAUAUGAUAGGAUUCGGUGAACGGAGGCGUCCUAGUGACGUUAAGACUUCAAAGUCCUAA
Colletotrichum chrysophilum is the source of this 789-nucleotide messenger RNA. RefSeq lists its product as uncharacterized. Lineage: Eukaryota; Fungi; Ascomycota; Sordariomycetes; Glomerellales; Glomerellaceae. The transcript is spliced from 2 exons. The coding region runs from base 1 to 789 and encodes 262 amino acids. The record is from RefSeq and is a predicted model, not a curated record. Gene Ontology annotation, molecular function: acyltransferase activity, transferring groups other than amino-acyl groups.